UCAAUAAUCCAUCCACCAAAGUGUACUGGGUUAAUGGUCGCCGGCCGGCUGAUGGUUGUCUGUUCGUGCCAAAACAUGUCCUUGUCGAUCUGAAUCUUUCAGCUCUCAUCGCUCGACACCCAACCACUCGAUCAUAAGCCAAGCAGUUUAUGUUAGCCAAUUGCUACAAUAUCCUUAAGAGGCGUCAAGGCGAAGUGUCACGGGAAAAAAAAUGGGUCGUAUGAUUGCCAAAUUUUCUGCACACUUCGUUCUUCUCCUCGUGUUCAGCUUGAGCAACGACGUGGUGGUGGCCUCGGCCGCCGGCGGCGAUGGCCAGUUCACGUACCAGGGGUUCGCGGCGGCGAACCUUACCGUGGACGGCCUCGCCACCGUCACGGCGAGCGGGCUCCUCGUGCUCACCAACUUCACGUACCAGGCGAAAGCGCACGCGUUUCACCCGGCGCCUCUCCGCUUCCUCGGCGAGUCCUCCACGGCGGCGGCGGGGGCGAACGCCAGCGGUGGCGCCGGAGCCGACGUGGCGCGGUCCUUCUCCACGGCUUUCGUGUUCGCCAUCGUGUCCGGGUACGACGGCCUGAGCGACCACGGGCUCGCGUUCGUGGUCGCGCCGACGGCGAACCUCUCGGCGGCGAACGCCGGGCAGUACCUGGGCUUCCUCAACGCGACGAACGGCACGGCGAGCGGCCAAAUCCUGGCCGUCGAGCUGGACACCAUCAUGAACCCCGAGUUCCACGACAUCAGCAGCAACCACGUCGGCAUCGACGCCAACAGCCUCAUGUCGACGCAGGCACGGCCGGCCGGCUACUACGGCGACGGCGACGGCGCCUUCCGUGAGCUCAGGCUGAACAGCCGCCAGCCGAUGCAGGUGUGGGUGGACUACGACGGCCAGGCCAAGCAGCUCAACGUGACGCUGUCUCCCGUGCAAGUGCCUAAGCCCAAGAAGCCUCUGCUCUCCCAGGCCAUCGACCUCUCCACGGUCAUGGCCGAGGAGAUGUACGUCGGCUUCUCGUCGGCGACGGGCGUCGUGAACACCCACCACUACGUGCUCGGCUGGAGCUUCGGCUUCGACGGGCCAGCUCCUCCCCUCGAUCUCUCCAAGCUUCCCCGGCUGCCACGCUUCGGUCCGAAGCCUCGGUCCAAGGUCCUGGACAUUGUGCUUCCGCUGGCCACCGCAUUUCUCGUCGCUGCGGUGCUAGCUGCCGUCUUCUUCGUCGUGCGGCGGCGGCGCCGCUUCGCCGAGGUGCGGGAAGAUUGGGAGGAUGAGUUUGGUCCGCACCGGUUCGCAUACAAGGAUUUGUUCCGCGCGACGGAUGGGUUCAAGGAUAGAAAUUUGCUGGGUGUUGGAGGGUUUGGGAGAGUUUACAGAGGGGUGCUACCGGAGUCCAAUUUGGAGAUUGCGGUGAAGAGGGUUUCACAUGAUUCAAGGCAAGGUAUAAGGGAGUUCGUCGCGGAAGUGGUGAGCAUUGGCCGACUUCGACAUCGGAAUCUCGUGCAGUUACUAGGCUAUUGCCGCCGCAAGAAUGAACUCCUGUUGGUGUACGAUUACAUGGCGAAUGGUAGUCUUGACAAGUACUUGCAUGAGAGAAAUGUUACAACUCUAUUUUGGCCCGAGCGGCUCUGGAUCAUCAAAGGCGUCGCAUCAGGUUUGUUGUACCUACACGAGGAUUGGGAGCAAGUAGUCAUCCAUCGAGACAUAAAAGCGAGCAACGUGCUCUUAGACAGUGCAAUGAACGGGCGGCUAGGUGAUUUUGGCCUGGCAAGGCUGUACGACCAUGGCACCGACCCCAAAACAACACAUGUGGUUGGCACCAUGGGCUACCUAGCACCAGAGCUCGUCCGUACAGGGAAGGCGUCACCCUUAACCGACGUGUUCGCAUUCGGGGUGUUCUUAUUGGAGGUGACAUGCGGGCGGAGGCCGAUCGAGACCGACGAGCACAACAAACGGGUGGUGCUAGUCGACUUGGUGCUUGAGCACCACCGCAAUGGCUCGAUCGUUGGUGCGGCGGAUCCACGGCUCACGGGGAAGUUCGAUGUGGAGGAGGUGGCCCUCGUUCUGAAGCUGGGUUUGUUGUGUUCGCACCCGCUACCCGGUGCGAGGCCCAGCAUGCGGAAUGUCAUGCAAUACCUGGAGCGUGGCGGUAAGUCGGCUCCUGACCUAUCGCCGAGCUACGUGAGCUAUAGCAUGAUGGCGAUAAUGCAAAACGAAGGGUUCGAUUCAUUCAUCAUGUCGGGCGGCCCCCGGUCGGCGACAAGCAUUGGCACCGUGUCUGGUGCAUCAUCUAUGACUAUUAUGUCGGAGGGAAGAUAAAAUUCAGUGCUUGCAAUAAGUCUUUUGAUUCCUACUGACUCAAGUUCUUAAGUGACUUUCUUUCUUGUUCCUUGAAAUGACAAGCAUUUGAAAGAGGAGAUAGUAGUGUGUUAAGUUACCUACCAAAUUCACAGUAGGCAUUUAUGUUUACACUACCUAUUAGCUAUGCUUCCUCGAGCAUCUUAAGAUAGUUGGGUAGAAUGGUGAGUUGCUUGGCUGCUUCAAAAUUUCUCUGUGAACUAACUCUGCAGCCUGCUUGCUUUGUUCAAGAAUAUGGCAACUUGUUCUGGGUUUAUCAACACCAGUUGCUUGGAACCAGGUUAUUCAUUUAUGCAAUAA
Oryza sativa Japonica Group (Japanese rice) is the source of this 2644-nucleotide messenger RNA. The record is from RefSeq and is a predicted model, not a curated record. NCBI's taxonomy places the organism in Eukaryota, Viridiplantae, Streptophyta, Magnoliopsida, Poales, Poaceae.